AUGGACAACGAACAGGACGUGCCGGCAACCAAGCCCAGGGUUUUUCAAGCCUGUGGUCCAUGUGGAAUGCGGAAGACAAAGUGCGAUGGAAACACUCCUUUCUGCAAGGUGUGUGUAACACGAGGUCGCGAAUGCUUCUAUUCUGGUCCACGACGCGAUAAGAGGAAAAGGACCGAAGAUCCGGAUGCCACCACCGAAACACCAACGAAUCACCAUACAACAGUAUCGAUACCUUCAAGUACAGAACAAUCUCGCAGUCCUACGACUCUCCAAACCCGUUCUGCUACCUUGUUUAGGUUUAGGACCUCGCAGGGAGAAGAGAAUACAAGAAGCUCACCAUCGACCGUAACCAUCAACCGAACCGUACCCUCUUACGAGCCAUCUCCUCAGCAACGUCCCCCGGAGCUUGAUGUGAGCUUGGAAGUUGCUGCAUAUUUAUUCGCUGUCUACUUCAAUGUUAUCCACCCGGUCUGGCCUAUCCUGUACAAACCGCUAUUUGAUAGCACAGACUUUAAUGGCAUUGUGCAAUCGAUGUCGAAGUCUUUGUUGUAUGCAAUCUGUGCGCUUGCAGCAUGCGUCACGGAAGAUAAUUCGAAGGCGCCAAGUUCCAGACCGGGUUUAAUACCAAAACCUUGGGCCUUUUACAAAGCGGCGAUGCUUGCACAACAGAUAGAAGGAACCCCGGACAAGAAUGACUUGGACCGUCUCCGCCCAUUCCAAUUAUUACGAUCUUCGGUAGCCAGUUGCCAAACAUUCACAAUUCUGGCUCUUCAGCUACGUGCCUUGGGCGAGUCUGCGCAUGCGUACACAAUCUUCAGCAGAGCAGCUGCCAUGGCUUUCAACUUAAAUCUCCACAAACAGUCACCUCUUGAAACAGAUUCGACUGAAGUUCAGGUCAGAUCCAGACUUUGGUCGAACAUGUACAUUCUUGACAAGAUGCUUGCCUGUGAGCUUGGAAGACCUGUUCUACUCCCACUAGACUAUUCACUUCCUGAUCCAUUCUCACCAAUGGAGUCUGAUGAAUAUCAAUUGUUGAAGAUGAAAAUUGGCUCUGACGAAUUAGUCUCUGUCAAGGCUUACACGGUGAGUGGGCUCUCGAUGACAAUGCAACUCUCAGAGAUACUCGAGCCAGUCUUGCGCAAGGUUUACUCCUUCAGGGGUCGGAAAUUCACCAAGGAAAACUUGGAGUACGCAGGUUCCCUGCGUACCCAAGUUUGGGAAAAUCUCAAGCGUUAUGAUGAAAAGUUCAAAGAAUGGAUGAAUUCGCUCAAUCAACAAAGCACAAGCCAACCCGUUCCAACGCCCGCGUCGGUCACGUGCUUGGUAUGGUUCUGGACUGUCACGAUCAUGUUGCAUCGUCCAUUUUACCACCACUGGUCGGCCCAUACGGAUCUUGAGGACGAUCCUGAAAGUAAAGAAAACCAUCCUCGUGAAGUUUGCCGCAAUGCAGCUUCACAAAUUUGUGAGAUUGUUGAAGAUCUUGUGCCAGAUCUUUCAAGAUAUCCUUGCAAUUUAUUGUUUCCCAUAUUUAUUGCGGGAAGCACAUUGUCGCAUUAUAUUACGUUUCUGAAAGAGGAAAACCGGGUCCAAGAAGCCACCCCGAACGAGGAGUUACGGGACAAGUGUGUUAUCUGGCUAUCUAUCAUUGGUCGUAAUAUAGAGGCGGCUGGAGAUUUCGACGCGAGAAUGAUUUCAGAUCCGAAUUACUCUUCGACUUCAGAGCGGGCCACUAAGCCACAUGAGCCAUCAGCUCAAGCUUCGAUCCUACACUCCACCGCUGCAACCGCGAAGACUGGGGAUACGGAGCCCUCUGCGCGUUCCUCAGGACCGAGGCAUCCUGCUCCGUCACUUCAGCAAUCGACGGCUCCCGCGAGUACUUAUAAUUGGGACUUCCUGAACUCGCUGGGAGAUUCAACCGAUGCAUUGUAUGCAUGGGAUGAAGAGUUCAAGAAGGGCCUGAGAGAGGGGACGAUUUCGAUCACGGCAGGAUGGUAA
Messenger RNA from Exophiala aquamarina CBS 119918, 1995 nucleotides. RefSeq lists its product as uncharacterized. Lineage: Eukaryota; Fungi; Ascomycota; Eurotiomycetes; Chaetothyriales; Herpotrichiellaceae. The transcript has 5 exons. Gene Ontology annotation, molecular function: DNA-binding transcription factor activity, RNA polymerase II-specific; zinc ion binding; DNA binding. The coding region runs from base 1 to 1995 and encodes 664 amino acids. The record is from RefSeq and is a predicted model, not a curated record. Gene Ontology annotation, biological process: regulation of DNA-templated transcription; DNA-templated transcription.